Molecule: messenger RNA, 960 nt
Organism: Wickerhamiella sorbophila
Lineage: Eukaryota; Fungi; Ascomycota; Dipodascomycetes; Dipodascales; Trichomonascaceae
Product: tRNA (guanine-N(7)-)-methyltransferase non-catalytic subunit TRM82
Exons: 1
Coding region: 1-960 (319 amino acids)
Biological process (GO): RNA (guanine-N7)-methylation
Cellular component (GO): cytosol; nucleus; tRNA methyltransferase complex
Molecular function (GO): protein binding; tRNA (guanine(46)-N7)-methyltransferase activity
Source: RefSeq, a predicted model, not a curated record
AUGCCCCAUUCAAUCGUCGCAAAAAACGGCAAGGCUGUUGUUGGUCUAGGCAGCAGGCUGCUGACGGUCGAAAACGGCGCUGUCACCAAGCAGGUCACGGUCGACCAGUCGGCCGCACCCAAGGGCAAUGCCAACUUUGUCGAUGCUUUGGCAGUUACCCCAGACAACAAGCACUGGCUUGGUAUCGACCACUACGGCAAGCAAUUGGUCGUGUACACACAAGAUCUGGACGUCGUUUCUGCCCGAGUAUUCCCCAAGCGUCCGUCUGCUGUCACUACUGCGGGCAGUUCCGCGCUGGUGGGCGAUAAGUUCGGGGAUGUGUACCAGGUGCCGCUCUACUCGACCGAGCCUGUUUGUGACGAGAAAGGACAGGCGAAAAUCGAGCCCAUCCUCGGUCAUGUCUCAAUGCUGCUCAAUGUCGAGGUAUACGACAACAAGUGGAUCAUCACCGGCGACCGUGACGAGCACAUCCGUGUGUCCUCGCUGGCUCACCCCUACGUGAUCGAGCAGUUCUUGUUCGGCCACAAGCAGUACAUCCGGCAGCUGCUCCUGGUAGGAAAGACUCUUGUGUCUGGCGGCGGUGACGACUACGUUUGCUCGUGGGAUCUAGAGUCUGGCGAGCAAGUUGCCCAAUUCGCUCUCAGACAGUACUAUCUGGGCCUCGAGGAGAUCGAUGUGUCUGUUCUGGUCGAGUACCAGGGCGACAUCCUCCUUGUUGUCGAGGGCACGACCAAGAUCCUCCGGGUGUCGGCACCGAAUCUCGAGCUUGUUGCCGAGUACGAGACCAACGAUAAGAUCACGGCUGUAGCAGUUGACGGCAAUGACGUCUACGUAGCGUUCGCCAACAAGCUGCGCGUCACCAGCUCACUACCUCCGCAAUUCACAGAAAUCGAACUACCGCAAUCAGAAGAGGUCCCGCUAUUCAUUCAGGGCCAGCUGCGAAAGCGCCCCGAACACUAA